Molecule: messenger RNA, 4848 nt
Organism: Closterium sp. NIES-65
Lineage: Eukaryota; Viridiplantae; Streptophyta; Zygnematophyceae; Desmidiales; Closteriaceae
Source: the annotation of a GenBank genome assembly
AUGGCUGACGCGAAGCCGCAGACCCUCCGCGCGUGGCUGCACUCCGCCGUGGAGUCGCGCGGCGACGUGGCGGCCAUCGUAGUCACGCAGGGAGGCCCCACCGUGACGCACGCCGCGCUCGAGGCGGCGGUGGAUGGCGUGGCGGCGCAGCUGAGGGCUCUGGGAGUGCGACCCGGCGAUCUUGUGUCUCUCGCUUUCCCUAACUCGCUCGAGUUUGUGAUCCUUUUCCUCGCAGUUACGCGUGUUCGCGCCACAGCAGCUCCGUUAAAUGCAGCGUACACGGAGGAGGAGUUCAAGUUCUAUAUGGAGGACGCGCAGGCGCGCCUGCUUCUUCUCCCCGAGGGCGGCACUCCCAAGGCUCAGGCGGCCGCUGCUGCCUUGGGAGUACCGGUGGCGCAUGCUGGGAGCUACGGAGGCGAGGAAGGAGUCCCCCUGCGCCCAUCCGAAGGCCUCUCCGCCCUCCCACCCGCGGACAUCCCGGACGGGCCUGGCCCCGGGCCCACGCCCGACCCCGCUGACGUGGCACUCUUCCUGCACACGUCAGGCACGACCAGCCGCCCGAAAGGCGUGCCGCUGACGCACGCCAACCUGGCAGCAUCCAUAGGGAACAUCAUAGACACAUACGACCUCACUUCUGCCGACCGGUCUUACCUAGUCAUGCCUCUGUUCCACGUGCAUGGGCUGAUGGCUGCUCUUCUCGCCUCUCUCUCCUCUGGGGGCUCCGUGGUCCUCCCCGCCUCUGGCCGUUUCUCCGCGUCGACCUUCUGGGACGAAGUGGUGCAGAGCGGUGCCACGUGGUACACCGCGGUGCCCACCAUGCACCAGAUUCUCCUCUCCCGCCACCGCUCCCACGGCCCGCCCACCCUCUCGGGAAAAUCUCAGGGGGAAUCUCAGGGGGAAUCUCUGGGUGAAUCCACCGCCUCUGUCACUGCCUACCCGCCUCUGCGUUUCAUCCGCAGCUGCAGUGCCAGCCUGGCAGCGGCAGUGCUGGAGGAAAUGGAAACAGUCUUCGGCGCUCCCGUGCUUGAAGCAUAUGCUAUGACCGAAGCAAGCCACCAAAUGACUGCCAACCCUCUCCCUUCCAAGGGAUCCCACAAGGCUGGGUCUGUGGGGUUGCCGACAGGAAUCGAACUCGCGAUCUUGGACGAGCAGGGGCGGGAGCUCGGGGUGGGGGAGCGCGGCGAGGUGUGCAUUCGCGGGGCGAACGUUACGGCUGGUUACCGCAGCAACCCGGCGGCGAAUGAAGCGGCGUUCGCGUUCGGGUGGUUUCACACGGGAGACGAGGGGAAGAGGGACGAGGAGGGGUAUUUGUACCUGACGGGGCGGCUGAAGGAGCUGAUCAACAGGGGUGGGGAGAAGAUCUCGCCGCUGGAGGUGGAUGCUGCGCUGCUGGCCGUGAAAGGCGUGGCUGAGGCCGUUGCUUUCUCUGCGCCUGAUGCCCACUACGGGGAGGAGGUGAGUGGUAUGGGGAAUGGGGGAGGAAAGGUGAAUGCAGCAGUGGUGUUGGAGCCAGGUGUGUCUCUCACCCAGGAGGAGGUGCAGGAGCACCUGAAGAAUCACCUGGCGGCCUUCAAGCUGCCCAAGCGCGUCUUCUUUGUCGACCAUCUCCCGCGCACCGCCACCGGCAAGAUUCAGCGUCGCUUCGUUGCCCAGGCCAUGCUCAGUGGCGAAGGCACUGCUGCUGCUCCUGCUGCAGCUUCGGCUGCUCCUGCUGCUGCUGCCCCUUCCCCCUCCCCCUCCGCUACCCUAGACGCCCCUGCUCUCAUCGCCCUCUCUCUCGCUCGUCUCGGCGUCACCCACCUAUUCGGAGUCAUCGGCAUUCCCGUCACGGCCGUCGCCACAGCAGCGCAGCAGCAGGGGAUCCGCUUCCUCUCCUUCCGCAACGAGCAAGCAGCAGGCUACGCCGCAGCAGCCUACGGCUACCUCACAGGAACCCCCGGCGUGCUGCUUACAGUGUCAGGCCCGGGGUGUGUGCAUGCACUGGCAGGGGUGAGUCAUGCUCAGGUGAAUACCUGGCCGCUGCUGCUGCUCUCUGGGUCUUGCACACAGGAGGAUGUGGGCCAGGGGGAUUUUCAGGAGUUGGAUCAGGUGAGAGUGGUUCGGCCGUUUGUGAAGGAAUCCGGGCGGGCGAAGUCGAUUGCGGAGAUCCCGGGGGUGGUGAAGCGGGCGGCGGAGGCGACGGUGGCCGGGCGGCCUGGUGGGGCGUAUGUGGACCUGCCGGCCGAUGUGCUGCACGGGAGUAUUUCUGAGGAAGAUGCGAGGAAGCUUCUGGAGGACGUGAAGCCCCUGGUGCCGCUCUGGCGCACCGCUCUGGACCCCUCUGCACCGCUUGCAUCCGCCCUCGAGUCAAGUCUCACAGAGGCGAUUGCUUUGCUGAGGGAAGCUAAAGCACCUCUGCUGGUGGUGGGGAAGGGGGCAGCAUACGCUCACGCUGAGAACCAAAUAGCAGCACUGGUGGAAUUGACUGGGAUUCCCUUCCUCCCUACACCCAUGGGGAAGGGUGUUUUGUCCGAUACACACCCCCUGUGCAUCUCUGCUGCUCGCUCAUUGGCUCUUUCCCAAGCUGACGUGGCGCUUGUGGUCGGCGCGAGGCUGAAUUGGAUCCUGCAUUUCGGCCAGCCGCCAAAGUGGGCGGCAGGAGUGAAGUUUGUCCUGGUGGAUGUGGACGAAAGCGAGGUGGCGCAGAGGCGGCCGGCGGUGGGGCUGGUCGGCGACGCCAGGGCGGUGGUUGGGCGGCUUGCGGCACGGUGGGCGGCGGAAGGAGGGCAGAAGGUUGCAGCAGACAACCCCUGGGUCUCUAAGUUGAAGGUUAGCAAGCCGAGACAUGUGAAGCUCAGGCUGUCUUGUACCCGUCCCUCAUGCCUCUCAAUUCCCUCUCUUGUUCCCAUUCCUAUCCCCCCGACCCCUCUCCGUCCUCUUACUCAUCGCAUGGUGUUGGCCAUUGCCGUCCUCUCACCCAUUGCAUGGUGUUGGCCAUUGCCGUCCUCUCACCCAUUGCAUGGUGUUGGCCAUUGCCGUCCUCUCACCCAUUGCAUGGUGUUGGCCAUUGCCGUCCUCUCACUCAUUGCAUGGUGUUGGCCAUUGCUGUCCUCUCACCCAUUGCAUGGUGUUGGCCAUUGCCGUCCUCUCACCCAUUGCAUGGUGUUGGCCAUUGCCGUCCUCUCACCCAUUGCAUGGUGUUGGCCAUUGCCGUCCUCUCACCCAUUGCAUGGUGUUGGCCAUUGCCGUCCUCUCACCCAUUGCAUGGUGUUGGCCAUUGCCGUCCUCUCACCCAUUGCAUGGUGUUGGCCAUUGCUGUCCUCUCACCCAUUGCAUGGUGUUGGCCAUUGCCGUCCUCUCACCCAUUGCAUGGUUUUGGCCAUUGCCGUCCUCUCACCCAUUGCAUGGUGUUGGCCAUUGCCGUCCUCUCACCCAUUGCAUGGUGUUGGCCAUUGCCGUCCUCUCACCCAUUGCAUGGUGUUGGCCAUUGCCGUCCUCUCACCCAUUGCAUGGUGUUGGCCAUUGCCGUCCUCUCACCCAUUGCAUGGUGUUGGCCAUUGCCGUCCUCUCACCCAUUGCAUGGUGUUGGCCAUUGCCGUCCUCUCACCCAUUGCAUGGUGUUGGCCAUUGCCGUCCUCUCACCCAUUGCAUGGUGUUGGCCAUUGCCAUCCUCUCACCCAUUGCAUGGUGUUGGCCAUUGCCGUCCUCUCACCCAUUGCAUGGUGUUGGCCAUUGCUGUCCUCUCACCCAUUGCAUGGUGUUGGCCAUUGCCGUCCUCUCACCCAUUGCAUGGUUUUGGCCAUUGCCGUCCUCUCACCCAUUGCAUGGUGUUGGCCAUUGCCGUCCUCUCACCCAUUGCAUGGUGUUGGCCAUUGCCGUCCUCUCACCCAUUGCAUGGUGUUGGCCAUUGCCAUCCUCUCACCCAUUGCAUGGUGUUGGCCAUUGCCGUCCUCUCACCCAUUGCAUGGUGUUGGCCAUUGCCGUCCUCUCACUCAUUGCAUGGUGUUGGCCAUUGCCGUCCUCUCACCCAUUGCAUGGCCAAGGCAUCAGCCAACAGCGUCCGAAUGGAGUCUCUUCUUUCCCAGGACGCCCACCCCCUCAACUUCCACUGCUCCCUGCGGGUUCUCCACUCCCCACCCCCUCCUUGUCUCCCAACAGGCCAAGGCGUCAACCAACACUGUCCGAAUGGAGUCUCUUCUUUCCCAGGAUGUCCACCCCCUCAACUUCCACUGCUCCCUGCGCGUCCUCCGCGACAAGCUAGCCGCGCUGCCCCCCUCCAUCACCACCCUGCUCUGCUCUGAAGGCGCCAACACCAUGGACAUGGGCAGAACCGUCCUCCCCCAGUUAACCCCGCGCUCACGGCUUGAUGCGGCCACCUGGGGGACCAUGGGCGUGGGGUUGGGGUAUGCAGUGGCUGCUGCUGUGGCGCCGCUAGGGGAGGAGGGGGAGAGUGGGGGGAGUGGGAGUGAGGGUGGGGAGAAGGGGAAGAGGGAGCGGCUGGUGGUGGCGUUGGAGGGGGACAGCGCGUUUGGGUUCAGCGGCAUGGAGAUUGAGACCAUGGUGCGAUACAAUCUGCCCAUCAUAGUCGUAGUGAUGAACAACGGAGGCAUCUACGGGGGCGAUCGCAGGGGGCCCGUCCAACUGCCAGACAGCACCCGCAGCGACCCGCCCCCCACCUCCUUUGUGGAAGGCGCGCGCUACGACCGCAUGAUGGAAGCAUUCGGAGGACGCGGUUACCACGUUACCACGGUGCAGGAGCUGGGAGCGGCGCUGGAGCAGGCGUUUAAGGAGAGAAAGCCUGCAGUGGUGAAUGUGGUGGUUGACCCUUUGGCUGGUGCUGAGAGCGGUCGUCUCACCCACAAGAACUAG